Acanthocheilonema viteae is the source of this 1104-nucleotide messenger RNA. The record is from the annotation of a GenBank genome assembly. Lineage: Eukaryota; Metazoa; Nematoda; Chromadorea; Rhabditida; Onchocercidae.
AUGUUAUUAUUAUUUCUACUAUUAUCAUUACUGUGGGUAUUGGAAGCAAAACGAGAAAAAUCUUCAAAAUCAGAUGAAACAUUCAAGGAACAACAACAACAACAACAACAACAACAGCAAUCUCAUGCAUCAUUUUCUGCUAAAAAUAAUGCAAAACACAAGAAAGAUACACGUCGGAUAACGUCACCACGUCAAGAUGUUACGCAAGAUGACGAUAACACCAUAGAAGAUGUUGACGAGGAUAAAAUUGACGAAAUUAUCCGUGAUUCAACCAAAAAUCUUGUCAUAUUCUUUUAUGACGGAUACGCCAAAUGUCCAAAUUGUGGUGAGGCACUUGCGGAAGUAGAAGAAAUCGAUGACGAUAUCGAAGCCACUGGAUAUGUUGAAGUCGUUAAAACGGAUGAUCGAAGUGUUGCACGUGAGCUUGGUGUUACAACAUUUCCAGCUUUGGUUUACUUCAGGCGAAAAAAUCCAAUCACAUAUGAUGGCGAUUUCAAGGAUUCGGAUACAAUACUACGAUGGUUGCGAUCUCAUGAAGAGGUAGUUACUCGGGUUCUUACUGAUGAUAACUUUGAAGAUUAUACAGAUAGCUAUUCACCUGAUGAAGGUGCACUGGACUGGUUUGUCAUGUUUUACAAUUCGGAAGAACCAGACUGUAAUGCAUUUGUUUCAUCAUGGGAAUCCGUAGCACAUAAAUUGCGAGGUUUAGUAAAUGUCGGCAAGGUAGAUAUGUCAAUCAAUGAUGAUGUCACAGAUCGUUUUCGUCUAGACGAUGCUCAAUGUCCGGUAUUCCUUCUCUUUCAUCGAGGAAAGAUGUAUCGAUAUAAAGACGCAGCCAAAAACAUCCGAAGUUUGACAGCAUUUGCAAUGUACAAAUUCAAGGACUUACGUGGUUAUCACGUGCCGGAACCACCAACUGCACUUGAAAACUUUUAUGAACAUAUCAAAGAACGAAUUGCAGAUAUUUUGGAGGAUAGUCAAGCGCUUACCGUAAUCGGUAUCGGAGGGUUGAUUGUAAUCGUUGCUGCGACAAUUUAUGCAAAUGCUAGGAGAAAGCAACACACGACAGUUGUGACAGAUGAUAAUAAAUCAAAAACAAACUAA